AUGGAUACCGUCUCGUUCACGCUCGGCGUCAAGAGCGCUCAGUUGCAGAGUAGCCAACUCAGGGAUCUCGUGUUUCAGGGGAGACUUGCCAGGGCACGGGUGGAUGGUUCAGAACCCAUUCGAGACCAGGGAAGCAGGGAGGAGAGUGAUGGGGACGAGGAUCAGCGGGAAGGAGCGCAAAGAAGGCUUGGGUACUUGCUGUUUAUGAGGAUGCAGAAUUUCAAUUACUGGUGCCUCUGCGUGCCGUCUCAAGAUCUCAAUGAUCGAGUCCCCAUUUUUGCGGCAUACAACACAGCCCUCGUAUCCCAUAACAUUCUCGUGAAAGCAAAGAACUCCCUAGACUUCCAGGGAGACGUCGAAGCUGUGGAUCACAAUCACCGCUACAAGGAACAAAAGGGAGAAGCAAAACGCUUUGAGGGCCUCCAUCGCGAAAGGGACAAACUAAUGCUUCAUUAUACAAGUUAUCUCACAUCGAGAAGGUUCUCGAAGCAAAUGCUCACGAUAUCCAAACGAAAUCCCAAGGCUCUCGCAGGUCUCCGAAGUGAACAGCGAGUCGAUGACGAAGCUCGACACAACCCAGGCAAACACGCCAAAGUGCGCGUAACAGUCUUCACAGAGGAGGGGGAGAUCAAGAAGGCCGAGAAAGCCAUUGAUUCCAAGCGAGCUGCGGAAGAAGUAGCAGUCCUUUCAUCCUGGGUGGCAACAUGGUCUGACGACCGGCUUGCCCGUAUCAGGGCGCAAUUUGAACAAGAGGAGUUACAGCUGACCCAGACGCGCCUAGCCAACCUCCGGAAAACCCAAGAAGAGGACACCAAGGUGGCUGAGCUUGAGGAAGGGAAGCGCCGCAUGCGGGAGGAAAUUGCCGAAGCUCUGGAAGCACUGGAACGCCUUCGCGAGGGUCCCGAUGAGCCCAAUCAUAUCCAAGAAGAGAAGAAUAAGACCGUUGAGCAGGCGAAGAAAGUUCAUGCCCGCUCAGACAAAAACGACGAGAUGGAGAAGUUGGGCCUUGAACGCACGGCUUUGUAUCGCAAGUGUCGACUUGAAGACAUCAGCUUAGGCAAUUUGGAACACGUCUCCAUGGAGGAGAACCUCCGUGAAGAAGUUGCUAUGGAUGUGGACGAGGACGAGGAGGGUACUCAGGGACCAAAACAAGUGCAAGACACGGUAUUGAGGUUGACCUCGACGCCCUGGACGACGAGGAGAGAGGGCAGCUUGUCAGAGAUGCUCGCACGGUUCGACUCAUCCAUCCUGAAGCUGAAUUCGGAAAUAGAGCGAAUGGCGCCAUAUCUCAAAGUGAUAGAAAGACUAGACGAUGUGGAGGCUAAGUUUACAGAUACUGAGAAAGCGCCUGAAAAGGAGCCUUACGCCGCUGGCAUAAAGUAUCACACUAUGCCACCCAUGAAGCGUUUCCGAGAUAUGGAACAAUUGUGUGAUGGAGAGAAAACAGUAGCCGCUUUAGCACUCCUCUUCGCUAUGAGAAAGGUACCAGGAAUAUACAAACUAUUUGUUGUGAUCAGUCUCCAAGGGUCGUUGUACGAGCGUGGACUCUCCCUUGUGGGGAUAUACCGAGGUCAGGACGUCAAUAGUUCUCGCACGCUGAGGUUGGAUCACUGGCAGUUAACCCAAUACGACGAAAUUGAAGGUGCCCUUGGGGUGAUUUUUCACUGCGGAAACGAGAUUUUGUCUGGUACUGGGUAUUGUGAUCCACCUUUGUUGAGAAUUAAUCCCUAUGCAAAUCCCUCCCUGGGUACCCUCCCUACUGCAAAUCCCACAUAUACCACUCCUUCUGUUCACUGCCCAUGCAUCCCCCACCUUCCUAGCUCCCUCCUGAACAUGUUCCAGGGUCCCCCCAACUGUGGGCCACCUGAGUGGUCCUGUAAUGUGAGCAUGGACAUGAGGUUCAGCCAAUUAAUAGCAUCAGCUUCCAGUGGGCCAGAUCAUAGUGCCUCUAGGGGACACCAAAGUAUGAACCUAAACCCAGUUUUGGGUGAAUGUCAGUUUCUGGAGGAAUGGCAGACCCAAAACACACCUUCCCCAGUCAAUUCACAGCUUGAAAAUGAUUUCAGCUUCACAAGACCACUGAGCCAGUCCUUGACUUAG
Pisolithus orientalis is the source of this 2100-nucleotide messenger RNA. RefSeq lists its product as uncharacterized. Gene Ontology annotation, cellular component: cohesin complex; nucleus. Gene Ontology annotation, biological process: sister chromatid cohesion. The record is from RefSeq and is a predicted model, not a curated record. The transcript has 18 exons. NCBI's taxonomy places the organism in Eukaryota, Fungi, Basidiomycota, Agaricomycetes, Boletales, Pisolithaceae. The coding region runs from base 1 to 2100 and encodes 699 amino acids. Gene Ontology annotation, molecular function: DNA binding.